CCCCACGCCAGGAGCCCGCCCUCCGCUCCGCCCUCUGCCAGGGAGCCGGCCGGCGGGGGCGGCCAGGCGGAUCCGCCGGGGCCCUGGAGCAGCUGUGACCGAGGCCGGGGGGAGAACAGCUGCGCUUGGCCGGUCUAGGGAAUUAUUUGCAGUCUGGAAGGUGGUUCUCGGUGCUGCCGCUUGUUGGGUCAGAAAGAUGCCUGCUCCAAGAUCAGAAUUUUGGAACUACAUCCCGGAAGAAAUCCUUGUCCAUAUAUUUUACUACCUGUCUCUCCGAGAUAGAUACACAGCCUUCCAAGUGUGCAAACAUUGGGCCGCAGCUGUUUCCACGAGCUCCGUGUGGCAUUUCACAGAGAUCAGCUGUGAUUCGGAGAACGAGGAGGGCAUGCUGCAGAGUUUACACCAGUUCCUGAGCCAGAUCAAACACCUGAGGAUUGUGUUUGAUCAGUCCAAGGAGAUAAAUCGGAAGAACGUCACCCACAUUCUAGACAUGUUGGCCGGGCAGAACCACAAGCUGCAGAAGCUGUGCAUCAUGUGCAAAGGGGAGAACCCUUAUUUCUACUCUGGCCAGGACAUCCUGCAGAGCAUACGAAAGAUAUGCCAGAGAGAGAACCAAAUAGACCUUCAGCAUAUUGAUUUCCGGAGAAUGCCGUUCACCCUGGAUGACGGGCUUGUGGGACUCCUGGCCAGCAGCAGCCCAAACCUGCGCAGCUUGUUCAUCAACAACCGCACUCUGGUUUGCAACGUGAAGCCAGAAACCAUCCGAGAGGUUCUGAAUGUGUGUCCUAAGUUGUCUACCUUGGGAGUCUACUAUGCCAGCCUGUCUAACGAUGUGUUUGCGGAACUGAUCAAGCCAGAGAGAGGGGCUUUCACACGCUUAGAUAUUUUUUGUGAGCGCUUGGACAAAUAUAUUCCAGUCAUCUCUGAAGAGCUUUGGGCUGCCGUGAUCCAGAAGCAUCCUCAACUCUGUGUAGACCUGGAGUUUGAUCACACAGUCCCUGCCUGGAAGAUACCACGCAUCCUAAAGCCCAAUAUGCCUGUGGGUACUUUACAACUGAAUACUUUUACGUACAUGGUGCACCAGAAUGGCACCAGCUUCCACGUUUUCGAUCAAGGUCAGUUUGCCAAGGAGGUGCUGCCUAAGUAUUUCAAACACAACAACAUGGCCAGCUUUGUCCGGCAGCUGAACAUGUAUGGCUUCAGGAAAGUGGUAAAUAUAGAGCAGGGUGGCCUUGUCAAGCCUGAACGUGAUGACACUGAGUUCCAGCAUCUUUAUUUCCUACAAGGCCACGAACACCUCUUGGAACACAUCAAAAGGAAGGUAUCUAUUGUGAAAAGUGAGGAAACGAAGAUGCGCCAGGAGGAUCUCAGCAGGUUGCUCUACGAAGUCCAGAUUCUGAGAAGUCAGCAGGAGAACAUGGAGUGUCAAAUGCAGGACAUGAAGCAACAGAAUGAAGUCCUGUGGCGGGAAGUUGUAUCUCUCAGGCAGAAUCAUUCUCAACAACAGAAAGUGAUCAACAAGCUGAUUCAGUUUCUGUUCGGCCAGCUCCAAUCAAACCCCAGUGGUGCUGGGAUAAAGAGAAAACUACCUCUGAUGUUAGAUGAUGGAAGUUCAGUGCCACAAGUGUCCAAGUUCAGCCGACAUUUGUCUGUGGACCCUCUUCAUGAUUCCUAUUUCAUUCAGUCGCCAUCUACAGAACCUGCCUCGUGCUUAACCAGUCCUGCUAUUGCUGGAGGGCCAGUCAUAUCGGAUGUUACUGAAGCAUCACCACCGAAUGUCGUGCCGCUCCAAUCUCCUCCAGAGGGUGACAGGGAAAAAUGCCACAUGCUGAUCAAGGAAGAACCAGUUAGCCCUGGAGUGAAAGCCACAUCUGAGCCAGAUGUCUCUCUGCCUGGCUGUACUGCCUGUGCUGAACCCCCUGUGUUACCAGUUGCAAUGGUUCAGUCUGUUUUAGAAGGCAAAGGGAGCUGCGGGGCGCCACAGUCUGCGAGUUCACAGCAACCCGAAAGAAGAGGCAGAAGGGGACCUCUAGACAGAACAGAAAUUUCUGACCCAGUGGAUGGCCCUGAUUUGAGUUUAGAAGGCCUGCAGCUGCUGUUGAGGAGCCAGCAGUAUAAUCUGGAACCUGCCAGCGUUUUGGAUGUCUUUAAUCCAAAUCUUUCAGUGAGCGAGUGGAAUCUGACUGACAUGGAAGCCAAUUUUUCACCGAUGCAGCAACUCACAGUGGAUCUGGAGAAGAAUGUAAAUGAGCUGUCUCCCAAAGUGUUAAAUCCUCACUUUAACACCACCUGCUCAGGGAAAGAUGUCAUUCUUGAAUGCACCCAGCAGUUUCCCAUUGAACGUGAAGCAGGCUUCGGGAGCAACAUUGUAAACCUACCUGAAAGUUCAGCUCUUUAUAUUCCAUCUGAAAAUAUGGCUUCCUAUCUGUCCUCUGUGGGUCUCCAAGGAGAUAUUCCAUUAAACCUGAACUCUCCAACUGAAAGUAACUAGUGAUCUAUUUAGCUUUACAAGACAAUUGUGCCUUUUACUCCCUUACAAAACAUCUACAGUUUUGAAUGUAAAGAAACAACAGUGACUUAGAAACACACGAAAGAGUGGUUGUUGCUUUUUUUUUAAUUGAUGGAAAACUCAGCCACCAUAACUGUUUGCACUGCCCAAUGUUUUCCAAUGUCUACCCAGGACAAAUUUUACAAUGGGUAGUCUUCUUUCAAGAAACAAACUGCAAUCAUUGCUCACUCCCGUGGGGAGCAAGGGUUUGUUAUUUCCUUUAAUCACAAAAGCAGUACAUUUUCUUAAUUUUUUAUACUCUGUAAGAAAAGCGUCUAAGAUUUUAACAGUAGAGUAAAUGAUAAAACUAUGUCAUGGACAUUGGAAAAUAAAUCUGCACUGGCUAAUGUAAUAUAAAGACAGAUGCAUGGAUUCCAAUGGAGCAGCAAAGAACAGUGUGUAUGUGCAUGGGAUGGGGUCUUGUGAAUGCCUAGUUACAGGAAAUCAGUUCUGCAACUGGUCCACCCCCUAAAAGUGUUUUCUUUUUUACCCAUUUCUUUCUUUUGAUAUGAUGAGAUAUACUUGUAUCUCUCCCUUAUCCUCACAGUUUAAGCAGGAUAUCCUGAAUUUGCACAUUCCUCAGUUGACGUCAGUCUGUGCAGGAGAUAGAACUUUUUCUGAAGGCCCAUCCUAGACUGUGAAAGAAACUCCCAUAGAAACUAAGGACCAUCAUAAACCAUACCACCUUCCGUUCAAAGUGCAAGAUACACUUCUUUGACCUGCCUUCUCCAACAUCAACACUGAGCAGCAUGGACAUUUAAAUUAAAAAAAAAAACAAAAAACUACCAAACCACAACACUCCACUGCAUACAGAAUUCUCCCCCCUGGAAAAGGAUGAGAAAGAAUGAACCAAAUGUGACGAAUGUUAGUCACAUCACUUAAUGCAAUUCUGGAAGGCACUCAGAUGCUACUGUGAUGAGGGGAGUAUAAUAACCUAUAUAGAAUAGUAGAUAAAAUAGGACAAAGGGCUGGAUAUAAUUUUGGUUUUCAGUGGCGUUUCAAUACCUUAUCCAGUCUAAUCUGCUGUGUGUUCGCAUUGACCUGGAGGUUAUUCUGAGUCCCCUGAAUAAGAUUUCGCUAGCCUGUUGCUUUAUUCAUAUACACAAAUGAGAGGACCCAGAUUUCUUUAAUGGGAUCCUGAUUGAGUUAGACUUUCCAUGCAAAUACCUGCUUGCGGGAGAGGAGGGCUGAGAGGUACAGUGUACUCUGCCCACUAGCUUUUCUUCUAUUCUUUGUGCAACCUAAACCAGCCUCCAAACCUUGAAUCAACCUUCUCUUUCGUGUGGUUUCUGAAGACUAUGUUUCUCAACAAAGCAGAGCUUUGUUUUUUAUACUGUAGUUCUAGUGUUACACAAGGGAUUUAGUACGGAGAAUCAGAAAUUUACUGUGUAUCAGUUAUUUCAGAAUUUUCUAAAUAAGUUGCAUUUCCCUAGAGAAAUUACUAACCCAAAUACCUAGCAAUUCAGACUUAACUUAGGCCUUCAAGCUGAAACAGAAAGGAAAGGCAUAAGCCAUGCCAAUGUCAAAUGAAAGAAGAACCCUGCCUACUCUUACUGCCAUGACGAUCCAUGAUAUUGAACCAUGUUUCUGAGCAAUUUGAAUGGUCAAGUGGCAUCCAUCCCAAAAUAUUUAUUGAGAUAAGGUAUAACUGCAGUCAAAUUAUCCUUAAUGGGAAAAACACCUCAAAUUUUAAAUGGACUUCCUCUCAGAGCCAUUUCCUCCAUCUAUUUAUCAAUAAAUAAAGAGCUAAAAGAGUUGAGAAACAUUGUGCUAGUUAACAAAUUUUGGCCAUCUGAUUUAAUACUGUGGGUGCUACCAUUGUGAGUUUCACUGAGUGCCUCUAUCCACUAGCCACAAGGUACAAUCCUUUAAGAAAUGAUAAUGUAGCAGCAUUUCCAUAAAUUCCAUCCAGUAUUUCUAUGCUUGUGACUAAGGGAAGCCCAUGGCAGUCCCCACCGGUUUGGUAUUUAGAAAAUAUACCCCAGUUGGACCUGGUAUCCCUAUAUGAUUCAAGUAAAGAUGGUUCUUUGAUUAUCUGUGUAUCAUUUUCAGCAAUGAACUGAGCUGAAAUUUAUUGAGUUGAUUUUUAUUCCGUUUACUUAUUUUCUUUUAUUAGAAAACUUAAAAUCAGCUAGAGGCUUGUUCCACCUGACAAACUUCUGGUUUCCUUAUUCAAGGACUAUUUAAUUGCCUGGAUCUUUACACACAACUUCCAUUGAAAUUGGUCUUUGUGUGGCAGUCUACAGCCCUUAUUCAGUGAGGUAAUUAAGCACAUUUUUUAUUUAAACCACCUGAGUAAUCCCAAUGAAGUUGAUGGGACUAUCACAUGCUUAAAGUUAGGCAUGUGCUUAAGUACCUUUCUGAACCAGAAUCCAUUUGUGGUAGGAAAAUGAACCAUAUUAGGAUAGCUACUUGCAAAUAGGAAUAGACUAAACACAAUCCAAAAGAAUGAGCAAUUCCAAACAGCCCUUAUAUAAACAGUUAGAUUCCAACCUUCAUACUGCCAAACAUUAUACUGUGACCACUGCCAGCUGCUACUCUGGGAAGAGUCCCUCUUUUUCUUUAGCCCUCUUGCUCUAUUCUAGGCAUUAGAUUGGAAAUUCACGGUAGAAAGGAACCCCUAGGGACAUUUUUCUGAAAUCUCCCCUGCAAGGAAGUGUGACUGUAUUUCCUGGCUUUUUACACUUUUUGUUAACUUUACUUGAAGUUGAUGCAUUGAGACUGCAUUUUUGCACUAUGCUGUACAUUUGUAAAGUUUUACAGAGAACACUAAUUAAAUACAUUUCCUUUUUCUCAUUUA
Molecule: messenger RNA, 5348 nt
Organism: Mauremys reevesii (Reeves's turtle)
Lineage: Eukaryota; Metazoa; Chordata; Testudines; Geoemydidae
Product: F-box/LRR-repeat protein 8-like
Exons: 15
Coding region: 197-2491 (764 amino acids)
Biological process (GO): regulation of DNA-templated transcription
Molecular function (GO): DNA-binding transcription factor activity; protein binding; sequence-specific DNA binding
Source: RefSeq, a predicted model, not a curated record